UGUGGGUACUUAAGUCGAAUCGGCAAAUGAAGAAUGCAAAGUCAUUUGGUGGGUGAUGGAGCGAGAGCUGGCAGUCGUGUGCGUGCUCAUGGAUAUGCUGGUGACUAAGUUGACCAAGCAGAAGACUGAGCUCUUCAUUGAGAAGCUCCACGGGGCCCUCGAGGAGAAGUUCCAGGGCCACUGGUACCCCGACAACCCCAGCAAAGGACAAGCAUACAGGUGCAUUCGAGUCAAUAUGUCCAAAUGUCAGGAUCCAGAACUUCUUCGGGCCUGCAGGGAGAGUGGUGUGAACUUCAGUGAUCUCGGUUUGCCUCCUGCGCUCACAUUAUGGGUGGACCCUGGCGAAGUCUCCUGCAGGAUUGGAGAAGACAGUGCUUGUUUAACAGUGGCCAGGUUUGCAAACCCCAGCAACAUGAGCAAAGCAGAAGAAGGUUGCGCACAAGUGACCCAGACUGACGAGAGUGUAUGCUCAUGCAGCAACUGGGAGUCUUCAUUGGGAGAUGAGAACAUGGACACAUCUUGGAGCUGUCGUGUUCCGGUAUCAUGUGGCACAUCGUCUGCGUUUAUCCUUCUUCUUUUUUUCUUUUUUUCCUUUCAUCUUCUCUUUGUUAUGCAGAACAUAAAAAACGGCCAUUAGAAGAUAAAAGACAUUUUAGCUUUCAUUGACAGAAAAGCAGUGUGUGAUAAGAUGCACAAGAGAAGAUGGCUUACAGCAAUUACAGGGCAAUUUUCUUCUUUUGAAUAUAUAUAUAUAUAUAUAUAUAUAUAUAUAUAUAUAUAUAUGUAUGCAUAUAUAUAUACGUAUAUACAUGUAUAUAUACAGUGGGGCAAAAAAGUAUUUAGUUAGCCACCGAUUGUGCAAGUUCUCCCACUUAAAAUGAUGACAGAGGUCUGUAAUUUUCAUCAUAGGUACACUUCAACUGUGAGAGACAGAAUGUGAAAAAAAAAUCCAGGAAUUUACAUUGUAGGAAUUUUAAGAUUUAUUUAUAAAUUAUGGUGGAAAAUAAGUAUUUGGUCAACCAUUCAAAGCUUUCACUGAUGGAAGGAAGUUUUGGCUCAAAAUCUCACGAUACAUGGCCCCAUUCAUUCUUUCUUUAACACGAAUAAAUCGUCCUGUCCCCUUAGCAGAAAAACAGCCCCAAAGCAUGAUGUUUCCACCCCCAUGCUUCACAGUAGGUAUGGUGUUCUUGGGAUGCAACUCAGUAUUCUUAUUCCUCCAAACACGACGAGUUGAGUUUAUACCAAAAUGGAUACAUGGAUGAUACAGCAGAGGAUUGGGAGAAGGUCAUGUGGUCAGAUGAAACCAAAAUAGAACUUUUUGGUAUAAACUCAACACGUCGUGUUUGGAGGAAGAAGAAUACUGAGUUGCAUCCAAAGAACACCAUACCUACUGUGAAGCAUGGGGGUGGAAACAUGCUUCGGGGCUGUUUUUCUGCUCAGGGGACAGGACGAUUGAUCCGUCCGCUUUGAAUGGUUGACCAAAUACUUAUUUUCCACCAUAAUAUACAAAUAAAUUCUUUAAAAUUCCUACAAUGUGAAUUACUGGAUUUUUAUUUCCACAUUCUGUCUCUCACAGUUGAAGUGUACCUAUGAUGAAAAUUACAGACCUCUGUCAUCAUUUUAAGUGGGAGAACUUGCACAAUCGGUGGCUGACUAAAUACUUUUUGGCCCCACUGUCUAUGUAUGUAUGUGUGUGUAUAUAUAUAUGUAUAUGUAGUGAAGUGAUCAUUUGUGAUAAUGGAUGUGAAAAGGUUUCACACCGUCGCCAACACUGCUCGUCGUCAGGUUUAUGUCACUGCUUCAUUUUGGGACUAACGUAAUUUUCUUUCGAUGAAAGAUGUAACUACAUAGGCCAAGUAAAUGUUUUAGACUGUUUUGUAUAUAUUGUAUGUUAUCUCAUUAUUCAUUAGUUCAAAUUCUCUAUAGUUUUGAUAUAUAUAUUUUGUAUUGUUGUUGUGAAUAAUAAAUUCUGUAAAUCCCUUU
This is a messenger RNA of Nerophis ophidion (straightnose pipefish), 1983 nucleotides long. Its product is annotated as protein BTG3-like. NCBI's taxonomy places the organism in Eukaryota, Metazoa, Chordata, Actinopteri, Syngnathiformes, Syngnathidae. Bases 56 to 637 code for a protein of 193 amino acids. Gene Ontology annotation, biological process: negative regulation of cell population proliferation; negative regulation of mitotic cell cycle. Gene Ontology annotation, cellular component: nucleus; cytoplasm. The record is from RefSeq and is a predicted model, not a curated record. The transcript is spliced from 3 exons.